Messenger RNA from Stegastes partitus (bicolor damselfish), 987 nucleotides. RefSeq names its product homeobox A1a (gene hoxa1a). Gene Ontology annotation, cellular component: nucleus. The transcript is spliced from 2 exons. Gene Ontology annotation, biological process: regulation of transcription by RNA polymerase II. Gene Ontology annotation, molecular function: RNA polymerase II cis-regulatory region sequence-specific DNA binding; DNA-binding transcription factor activity, RNA polymerase II-specific. Lineage: Eukaryota; Metazoa; Chordata; Actinopteri; Pomacentridae. The record is from RefSeq and is a predicted model, not a curated record. Bases 1 to 987 code for a protein of 328 amino acids.
AUGAGCAGCUUCUUAGACUACACGGUGAUGAGCGGUGAAGGUGGCUCAUGCUCUGUCAGGGCUUUCCACUCGGACCACGGGAUUACAACUUUCCAGUCCUGCGCGGCCACUGUCAACAACUGCGGGGCGGAUGACCGUUUCAUGGCGAGCAGGGCUUCUCCUGACGGCAUCCCUCACCAGCCGGGGUCAUACCAGUCUACUGCGAGCUCUCUGGGUCUCUCCUAUGGGGCCCAUCCGGCCUGCAGCUCCAGCUAUGGAGCCCAAAGUUUCUGCGCUACGUAUAACCAUUACGCGCUCAACCAGGAAGUAGACUCUACAGCUGCAUUUCCCCAGUGCGGCCCACUGAUGUAUUCGGGUAACAUUUCUUCCUCAAUGGUCUCUCAGCACCGCCACAGUUACAGUGCCGCCCCCCUGGGUCAACUGCAGUAUACCCACGCUGCCUAUGGCGGCGGGCACGAGCAAGCGACCCCUUAUCCUGGGUGCUCUAACCCGCUGUCACCGCUGCAUGCAGCUCAUCUGGAGGCUUGCUGCUCACCUCUGUCUGAAGGCGCAUCGUCUGCACAGACUUUUGACUGGAUGAAAGUUAAGAGGAACCCACCAAAAACAGGAAGGUCUGGUGAGUACGGUUAUGCUGGUCAGCCGAACACAGUUCGAACCAACUUCACCACCAAACAGCUGACUGAACUGGAGAAAGAAUUUCACUUCAACAAGUAUCUGACCCGGGCACGCCGCGUUGAGAUUGCUGCUGCACUGCAGCUGAAUGAGACUCAGGUGAAAAUUUGGUUCCAGAACCGGAGGAUGAAGCAGAAAAAGCGGGAGAAAGAAGGGCUGCUGCCAGCCAAAGCGCUAUCCUCAGAUCCGGGGGAGAGCAUUCAAGAGAAAAUGGACGAUGCAGCAUCUGAGAAGUCUAUCUCAGCCCCAUCCACUCCUUCUCCCACAUCGUCCACGUUGUCUCCCACGGGGGCUGAUCCUUACUCCUCCAACUGA